Messenger RNA from Nymphalis io (European peacock), 579 nucleotides. Its product is annotated as caveolin-3-like. Gene Ontology annotation, molecular function: molecular adaptor activity. Bases 1 to 579 code for a protein of 192 amino acids. Gene Ontology annotation, cellular component: caveola. The record is from RefSeq and is a predicted model, not a curated record. The transcript is spliced from 4 exons. Gene Ontology annotation, biological process: caveola assembly. Lineage: Eukaryota; Metazoa; Arthropoda; Insecta; Lepidoptera; Nymphalidae.
AUGUCAGAAUUAUAUGACACCGUUUGUCGUAAUCCUAUCAAGCUGUUGUCCGAAGUACCGGAACCGAACUCCGCACCGCCGGUUCUGACACCGGUGUCCUUUGCGGACAAGCACCGGGUACGAGUGACACCGCCAGGGAUGAAACCCGAUAGCGGAGUCAGAGAAACGUUGGAGGAUCGUGAUCCUAACAAGCUGAACCAACAUGUGCAAAUUGUAUGGGACGACAUAGUAGGAGAGCCAGAGGGCGCCAGAAGUCCAGAAUGUGCGUGGCGUCUCAGCAACAUCUGUUUCAAGCACGCUAGGAACUGGUGCUACACUUUGCUAGCAGUCAUUGCGGCUCCGCCAUGCGCUUUGCUGCUCGGCUGUGGCUUUGCUUGUCUAGCAUUUGAGCAAAUCUGGUGCACAACUCCAUGUCUGAGAUGCUUAAAGAUCUACUGGGCAUCUUUACGGACGUUAGUACAAUCCUGCAUGGCUGCGACUGUAGCGCCAGCUAUGGAGGCAGUUGGCUAUCUUUGCCGCCAAAUUCGUAUCAACGUACGACGAGACGCACCUGAAGAUCGAGAUUUGCUAAUCAUUUAA